AAAGAAUUUUAAUAUAAUUAUUCCGAUAUAUUUGUUAAAGACUAAUUUCAAUUACUUUUACAUUAUUUACAGAAUACGCAAUAUGUAAUUGUUUACUUCGUUGAUAUAUAUCAUAUAUUAAAUACAUAAAAUUUAAUAUACUAAGUAAUAAAAGUAGAUUAAAAUGCAUGUAUUAGAUUCUACUUUUAAGUUUUUAACUAUUUGUGGUUGUUGGCGACCGAAUUCUUGGACGUCAUCAUGUAAAAGUAUGAUAUAUCGCAUGCACACAAUCUUUAUACUUGCCUUAGUAAACACAUUUACUCUGUCACAACUAUUGGAUAUAAUAUUCAUCGUGGAUAAUGCCGAUGAAUUUACCGAUAACUUUUAUAUGCUGCUCGCGAUGUUUGUAUCUUGUUGUAAGAUGCUUAGUAUGUUGAUAAAUCGAAAAAAUAUUACAAUGUUAAUUAACAUUGUUAUGGAAAAACCGUGUAAACCACUGGAGCCAGACGAAAUGGAAAUUUAUCACAAAUUUGAUAAGAGCGCGCAGGCAACCACGAUACACUAUGCAAUCUUGGUCGAGUCAACUUGCGUAUGCAUCACGUUAACAUCAUUGCUGACGGACUACAGAAAACAGGCAUUGACAUUCAGAGCGUGGUUACCGUAUGAUUAUUCUUCGCCAAUUUUAUUUCACAUUACGUACGUUCAUCAAUUGAUAAGCUUGAUAGUCGGAUCUGUCCUUCAUGUUGCUUGCGAUGGCCUGAUUUGCGGCUUUUUGGUGCACAUUUGCUGUCAGAUUGAAAUACUGGAAUCCCGCUUGAGAAGAAUAGUGUGCGAACCCGAUAUUCUUCGUGACUGUAUCCUGCAACACAAUCGUAUUUUCAAUUUUGCCUUCCUGGUAAAUGAAAAGUUCCGAUUCACCAUCACUAUUCAGUUUAUAGUUAGUACACUGGUGGUGUGCUUCAAUCUGUAUCAAUUAACUAGAGUGACCACAUCAAAUGAAAAAUAUAUGCAACUGGUGUUAUACAUGUGCUGUAUGCUGACGCAAAUUUUUUUUUAUUGCUGGUAUGGGAAUGAAGUGAAGUUGAAGAGUCGACAACUCGCUAAUAAUAUUUUUGAAAUCGAUUGGCGUAAAUUGGACCAAAAUAUGAAAAAAAUGUUGUUAUUGAUUAUGAGACGUAGUACAGUACCGAUCGAAUUUACCAGUGCUUAUAUUAUAUCUAUGAACCUUGAUUCUUUCGUAGGUUUGCUUAAAACAUCGUAUUCAGCUUACAACAUAUUGCAGCAAAUGUAAAAGUAUUUCUUAAAGUAUAAUUAAUAUAAUAAUUUAUUUCGUUAUUA
Molecule: messenger RNA, 1317 nt
Organism: Ooceraea biroi (clonal raider ant)
Lineage: Eukaryota; Metazoa; Arthropoda; Insecta; Hymenoptera; Formicidae
Product: odorant receptor 46a
Biological process (GO): detection of chemical stimulus involved in sensory perception of smell; sensory perception of smell
Cellular component (GO): plasma membrane
Molecular function (GO): odorant binding; olfactory receptor activity
Source: RefSeq, a predicted model, not a curated record